AUGACUCUUCCUGGCAAUAUAUCGGCGCUAGGGUUACCCGCGGAGGAGAGCUUUUUUAUGCAACAUUACAUUCAGAACAUCGCGAGGAUAGCUCUCGCUAUCGACUAUACUGGGAACGGAUAUCGCUCGUUGCUGCCUAUGGCCGCGCAAGAGCCCGCGGUGUUAAACGCCGCCCUCGCAGUUGCCGCUUCCCACCAUAGCCGCUGGCAGCGCAAGGCCGAUACAAUGUCUCGCAAGUAUCUCAAGGCCGCCUCUAAGGCUCUCCGAGAAAGAUUCUUGGCUCCGGACCGUAUCCACGACCCAGUUACCCUGGCGUCCAUGUUGCUACUGGUCUCAUUCGAGGUAUUCUCAGGCUCUAGUCGGUGGAAGGGCCACUAUGAUGCCAUCCGCGGCUGGAUCCGAUCUCGAGGCGACUGUUCAGAUCUCGACCCAUUUUUGAAGACAUGGGUUUGUUUGCUCGAUACUCAGACAGCUCUCAACCUAGGACAGCCGGCGAUGGCAGAGUUGGAGUCUUGGCUUGAUACGACAGCCACGCCAGGGGAUCAAGAAGAAUUCGUGGACGCUCUUUUUGGCUGUUCAUCCAGGUUACCCAAACUUAUGUGGGCGGCUUCCCGAUUAUACGCAGCCUCCAAAGACAACCAACUCAUGCCAGAACAAUUACAAAAUCAGGUCGACAUCCUACAGUCUCAGAUCCGGUCGACUGCCAUAAUACUCGAAUCAAGUCCUCUUGUGAACAUUUCAUGUCGGACUACCACCCAGCCCUUCGCCACUGUUGGAAUGGGACAAGAAGAGCUACGACGGAGAAUGGUCGCCACAGCGGAAAUAUUCCGGCAUUCAUCCCACAUCUAUGUACACCGCAUUCUCCAUGGCCCCGAGGAGCCACUCAACAAGGAGAUGCAGGCAUCACUUGACACCGCCCAGGAGCUCCUAACCAUGGUCCCGGAUGCGCUCGGCCCUGGCGCUAAUCUCGGCUGGUGUCUUGUUGUCAUCGGUGCUGAGAUGGACCGCGUUCACCAAAGGGAUUACGUCCAGUCCAGGCUGGAUGGUUUACAUUUACUCGGUAUUCACAACACUAAGAACGGUCAGAAGAUCCUCGAUGAGGUCUGGACCCGUCGAGACCUCGUUACUCGCGGACAGGCCGUGCCUGAGAGGUGGCAGGAUACUAUGCAACGGAUCGGGCAGUCGCAGAUAUUGGUCUGA
Penicillium paradoxum is the source of this 1200-nucleotide messenger RNA. RefSeq names its product fungal specific transcription factor domain-containing protein. Lineage: Eukaryota; Fungi; Ascomycota; Eurotiomycetes; Eurotiales; Aspergillaceae. The transcript is spliced from 4 exons. Bases 1 to 1200 code for a protein of 399 amino acids. Gene Ontology annotation, biological process: positive regulation of transcription by RNA polymerase II. Gene Ontology annotation, molecular function: DNA-binding transcription factor activity; transcription cis-regulatory region binding. The record is from RefSeq and is a predicted model, not a curated record. Gene Ontology annotation, cellular component: nucleus.